Zerene cesonia (dogface butterfly) is the source of this 733-nucleotide messenger RNA. Its product is annotated as cytochrome b5-like. Gene Ontology annotation, cellular component: intracellular membrane-bounded organelle; membrane. NCBI's taxonomy places the organism in Eukaryota, Metazoa, Arthropoda, Insecta, Lepidoptera, Pieridae. The record is from RefSeq and is a predicted model, not a curated record. Gene Ontology annotation, molecular function: heme binding. The coding region runs from base 225 to 572 and encodes 115 amino acids. The transcript has 4 exons.
UGACACACGUUAUCGCAAUCACCUGAUUGCAAUGUUUCAAUGGAAUAAGUGUACUUAUUUCAAGUUGAAUUAAUUCAACUUGGGAAAUCAUUAAUAUAGCAUUUCUUAUUAUAUAUGACCGCUUUACUAUUUAAUUUAUAAUAUAAUUUUAAAAUAACACCUACUUUUUGCAAGUUUUACGGGAAGAUAUAGGUUUCAGUGAUUUAAAUCGAAUAAAUUAAAAAAUGGACAAAAUAAUAAGUUUACAAGAACUUAAAAAGCAUAACAGUCAAAGCAGUGUUUGGAUGGUAAUACAUAACGAUGUAUACGACGUCACGGCGUUCUUACAAGAGCAUCCUGGCGGUGAAGAUACCUUAUUGGAUUUUGCAGGAAAAGACGGAACACAAGGAUUUGAAGAUGUCGGUCACAGUGAUGAUGCUAGGGAAUUACUGAAAAAGUACAAAAUAGGAACAUUGGCGCCAGGCGAAAGAACAGCUCACAUUGAGAGUUGUUCCAAAUUGAAGUGGGCAGUCCUGGCGCUGGCGGGAGCAAUUGUUAUAGGGUUUGCUCUUAAAAAAUAUCUGAAUAAAUAAUAGAAAUAAUUUUAUAUCAUAUUAUAUAGUACAAUUCACGCACGGCGGAUAAACUAAGCUAUGUAAUUUUUAUAUAUAUUAUUAUAAUACCUAUUUAUUGUCAUAAUUUUGAAACAAUUUGAUGUAAAUAUUCUUUUUAGAUAAUUAUACACGAUGUAUUA